ACUUUUUUUCUUGUUGCAAAGGAAAAGAACGGUAUUGUUUUUUUCUUUCUUUUCUUCUGAAGAAUAAAUUUAUUAUUUCCGGUCGAGUUUUUUUAAUUGAUUUUUAGAGUUCUGUGCUCAUAAUUAAAGCUGAAUUUUUAAUAAAAUGGAUAACCCAACAGAAAACGAAAUAACUUGCUAUAAAAUCAUACACAAUGAUCAUUUACCAUCAUCUCAAGAAUUAUUUGAAAUUGAAAACUCCACCAUUUCGGCAGAGCAAAGUUUUCCUAUUCAUGAGGAAUACAAGUUGCCAAUUGCACGAUCUCAAUUUGUUUCAGAUACAAAAACAUUUACCGAUGAAAUUUUAGAGGAUUUGAGGAAAUCAAGAAUGCGAGCACGUCACAUAUCGGAGAAGAAAAAACUAUUUUUAAAACAAAGCCAACUAUUGUUGGGUAAUUUGAAAAAACGUCGCAAGGCUUUUAAUGAGCGAUCUAAUAAAUUCAUUGUCGAAGCCCGACGUCAUUUGUUGAUGUUAAACGAAGAAUGCGAAAUGAUUGCAGAAGAAGCUUAUGAAGUUACUAUCGAUUUAAAUGAAAUACUUGAUUCUAUGAGGAAAUAAGUUAUUUAAUUUUUCAAUUUUAUUUAUUAUCUUAUGAUUUGUUACUUUUUUUAAUAAAUAAAGAAUAGAAAUUCAAAA
Molecule: messenger RNA, 676 nt
Organism: Episyrphus balteatus (marmalade hoverfly)
Lineage: Eukaryota; Metazoa; Arthropoda; Insecta; Diptera; Syrphidae
Exons: 2
Coding region: 146-598 (150 amino acids)
Source: RefSeq, a predicted model, not a curated record